UGAAGUAAUAAUUAGCACUCGAGGUGCAUAGAAAUUUUUUUUUGCAUUUAAUAGGCCAGUGCCCUUCUGGCAUGUGCCUCGUUCAAGAUAUGCAGCUCAGAACAGGUGGAGGAAAUAGUGUUAGUUGGGUGUCCAGAACGAACGUGGUGAUAAAGAACAACACACGAACAAAACAGUCUUCUCUGGUGAGGGAACACAGCCCACCCAGGACACCUUCAGUGGCUAGUUUCCCUUGGUGUUGGGUGGACUCUACAGUCAGGUGUGGGUCUACCUCCCUGUCACCACCGACAACAGUGUCACGGCCACCACGUCAAGGAUGCCUUCAACUAUCCUGGAGGAGUAGUCAAGGAGGGUCUCACUCUCAGAUCUCCUCAGCCGCUCGUCCUCGGCCCUUGGUGGUGGCCGGGGGGCCUUACCAGCUACUACUGCUGUUGCUGCUGCUCUACACCUCACUCAAGACCACCCACGCUAAAGCAGCACCGGAAACCAUAGAGACGAUGGCACAGUGGACAGCUCGUCUUCCCUGCAGAGUCAAGAACGUAGACACCCCCCUGCUGGUGUUGUGGUACAGACGUAGGGAGAACCACCCUUUUUACAGUUACGACGCACGGAGUGGUAACCUGUCGGCUGGUGCAGACCGCGUCCACGACCACAACCUGGGACCACGAUCACAGUUCGUCUUGCUGGAAAAGGAUAGUCUCCUGCGAGGGGGGUCAGGGAAUCCCCCUGGGUCCCUGCCCGUGUUCCCCGGGUCCUUGGAACUGAGUCACGUGACCAGGGAGGACGCGGGCAGCUUCACCUGCCGGGUCGACUUCCUUAACUCACCUACCCAGAACCAUCGCCUUCACCUCAUCGUUUAUGAGCGCCCAUCAUCAGUGACGGUGGUGGACGGGCGGGGCAAAACCCUCACGGCGGGGCCCGGGGGUGUAUACACAGCGGGGCCCUUCAACAACACCAGCCCGCUCCUCCUCAGCUGUAACGUCUUGGGAGGGUGGCCGCCGCCUACUAUAGAGUGGAUCAGGGAAGGGAGGCGACUGCCGAGCUCUAUAGACAACGGGGGUGACGGCUCAGUGGGUAGUCGGUUGUUCAUCAGCUCUCUUAAAGCCGAAGACUAUAUGUCUGAGAUGCAGUGUGUGGUGAUCAACAACAACCUCACAGCGCCCCUCUACAGCCGAGUUAGGAUCGACAUGAACAUGUGGUCAUCAGCGGGGUGGAGAAAGGACUAGAGGCAGGGGCACGUCAUGAGGUGAGGUGUGUCUCUACUGGGUCAAGACCUCCCGCUAACCUAACGUGGGACCUCGAGGGGGAACCUGAUUGGUCACCAAUUCAGGUCACCGAGACGGCGACAAGGACAGGGUCGUCGGAGAGUCGGGUGGUGUGGGUCGCCCAGCCGGAGGAUAAUGAGAAGGGCCUCUCCUGCACCGCCACCAAUCCACGCAACCCUCUCUACUCCCUCACCAACUACACUAGGCUCCUCGUGUUCCAUCCGCCCAUGGUGUCUUUAUCCAUUGGUCGAGGGUUGGAUCCGUCCUCCAUCAAAGAAGGAGUCGACGUGUACUUCACCUGCAGUGUUCAGGCCAACCCUAAAGCAGAGAAAAUCAUCUUCUUCCAUGAGGGGAAGGAAGUGGUGACGGUCCGGAGAGCAGAAGGCGGGGUGUUGGUUAUGGGUAGUUCCUUGGUGUUGCAGAAGGUUCAGCGAGAGGGAAGCGGCCGCUAUUCCUGUAGGGCCACCAACAGUCGAGGCUCUCACACCAGCAACUUUGUCCGUCUCGAUGUCCUAUACGAGCCUCGGUGUUUGGUGAAGAACCAAAUGGUGACUGUAACGCCUGGAGAGAAUGCCACGGUAGAGUGUGGUGUUGACGCCUUCCCCCCGCCGCACCAUUUCUCCUGGUCUCUCAACGGCACCGGAGGCUUGAAAGACGUGCCCAAAGAGGAGUACGAGUCCACAGGCAGCACUUCACGUUUCACCUAUGCCACACCGUUAACCUUAAAGAAGAUAAACAUCCUGUGCUGGGCCGCCAACAAGCUGGGCUCCGUACGUCAACACUGUACCACCACGCUCAUUGCUGCAGGUGUACCAGAGCCAGUGGAGAGUUGUGAUGUGGUGGAGGAACGAGUGUCCUCCCUCAGGGUGUCCUGCACUCCGGGCUUUGACGGCGGCCUCGAGCAACAUUUCAUUGCUCUGGUGGUGGAGCCACAAACGGCCCGGGUGGUGGCCAACGUGACAGCUGUAACACCAGAGUUCAGUAUCGGUGGGCUCGCUCCCGGGCUGGACUAUGCGGUCAAGGUCUUCUCCUACAACAGUCGGGGCUGGUCACCGCCUUACCUCCUCCAAGGCUUCUCACUUAAGGUUGCCGAAAACCGGAUGGAUUCGGGUGGUGGAGGGCCAGGUAAGGGGGCGUCGCCUCUGCUGGCUCUCUUCAUCGGUGUGUUGGCCGCUUUCGUUCUUACACUUACCGUCAUUAUCGUGGCCACUAAGCUGAGGUGUCGGGCUAGAGCUACGGCCAGGGACGACGGCGAUGGUACAGCGGGGAGGAGUGACGAUAGCGAGGAUGAUGAGACACGAGGGGUGGCCAACCUACAGAGUGGGGGAAACGCCAGAAGAAACUCGGUAGAAGUGAAGCUUAUGUCUGUAGUAAGGCAGGAGGAGGAUGAAAUAGCAGAGGAAGCACUCAAGCAACAGCCACUGGGACUCACUCCAUCACAAGACCUAGGUUCACCUCGGGAGUACACCCAGCUGGAGUCUAAGCCGACGUCUGAGUCUCUCUACAGUUCCUGUAAUAGUAACCGGUGUGGUAUCGGCUACUCCACGGAGUCAGCCAUGCUGCUGUCUUCCUCGCCCUCAGCUUGCAGCGCCACCGCAGGGGUUUUAGGUGGUUUACCCUGUGCUACUAGCAGCACUGGUGGUAGUGGUGGUACUGGUAUGAGUGUAGGAGGUGUGGGGAUGAUGGGUGUGAUGUACGGUUCACUGGGACGCUCUCUGGGCCAGUCCUGGGGCCAGUACAGCACCCUCACCCGUCCCCCACCCCCUGCCCAUGACCCGGGAGCAGAGUCACGUUUCCACACGCUCUCCACCACCUGCACACGACGCCCCAGCGAGAGCUUCGUGUGAUGAAUGGUUCAUCCUACGUCGUGUAUGUGACAAUUGCCUCUACUUUUGCGUCAUGUUUGUGACUUCUGGCUCUUAGCGGUUGCUGCAUCAUUUCGGUGGAGCAAAAAAGAGAUUAGAAUACUUUUUUCGAGUUUCCAAUUUAUACAGGAGUGCGGAAGUUGCCAAUUGAUAACAGUAUGAAACUGAGAAAACUUAGAUCCUGAUAGAUUCAGCGUGGCCUGCCCGUCACCCGGAAGUUCCUUUCAAAAACAUUGAAUAAUUCGGUCCACUCGUCGCUGAUUGGAGUUAUUGUUUUAAUCAUAUCAGCCAAAAUUCACCACGAGGAAGUAGCUAGUCAUUCGACAUCCAUUAUUCGACAUCCAUUUGUGCCUAUCCAGCCACUCAACCAUAACGUGAGCACUUAGCGAUAGCGAUUUAUGUAUGUUGCACAAUUUGGAAUUCAGCUCUUAGAGUGAAAGGUUUGACACGACACACCUGAUGGAACGGAUCAGUAUACAGAACACCUUAAUUGUUUGUUUUAAAUGUGUUGUAAUUGGAAGUUCUCUUCGAAUGCUAUCUUGCUGUCUGAUCACAUCAACAUAGCCUGUUGCUGCAAGAAUAAUCUCUUGGUAUGAUGAAUUUCAGGAGACCAGUUUGUUGGCCAGUUUGACGUUUUGCGAUGCACAUAAUGGCUAACUCGUAGAUGUGUGGGCGUUCAUCAGCCAGAAUCACCAACAACACGUUCUCAUGCUUGGCGAAAUAACACCUUGUCGCAACCAACUUCUCAUUGUCGAUGUUUUUACUAUCAAGGAAUAUAAUUGAUGCUCUCUGUGAGGCCAACAGUAGUUCCAGAAGUAGAGAACACAGCCGAUGUGUUCUUCUCUUACCACUUUGUGUUAGUACUCGCCUCUUCUUUUCACCACGGUCUUCGUUUAAUCUUUACUGCUGUCGAAGGAUUGUUGUCGCACCUGCUGACGAAGAUAAAAGAUUCUCCUACAGAUUGUCUCUCUACUUUCUGAUUUUGUUGUGACUACCCCGUGCAGAUGAAAAUGUAUUUCUGUAGUCGAUCACAAUCAAAUCUUGUCAAAGGUGUGGAUACAAUUUGAGCUGCAAUAUCUCUUCUGUUACAUUUUCUUGCUAAUUUGGGACAUGAAAGUUUUGUUUUAGUGGAUAUGCUGUUGAGUUUCGUUCUUGUCCCUGUGAUUCUAUAUGAUGCUGACGAGCCAAACAUCAACUUACACGAAGCAAACAACACCCGAGUCUUACAUGGCAGGGUAAAAUAACUAGAUUCCGAAUAACAGCUCAUAAAGAUAAGUAAGAGUUCAGCAAUAUCCAGGAGAAGUUUGUCAGACUAGCAGGACCUGAGAGACGUGUGCCAAACGAACAAGACCUGAUAGUCUUAUGUUUCACCAACAGACCUGAUAGACAUGUGUUAAAUGAACAGGAACUUUGAGAUGUACAUCGGAUCAGCAUGAUAUUAGAGAUUACAUCAGGUCAAUAGGACAGUCAUCUACUGCAAAGGACAGACACUCGUCAGAACUUAAACUUGUGCUUACUUUAUGGGUGAGUGAGGAUUGAUCAAAUAGAUAAAAUUUUCCCCUUUUAUAUAGUAUGACUUUAUUACCAUUAGCACACAUUAUGAUUAUUAGGAACCCAGUUAAAGGUUAGAUAAUUUUUUUCUUUAAGUAUUUGUCGUUGGUGCAAUACACGACUUUUGUGUUAUAAGCGUAUAAUGGACGAUUGUUGUCUUCUACUAUAUAGAAUUGAUCUGUCACCGCCAGGCAUGAUUGGCUCCUCAGUAGAUACACACCUCAGUAAGUGCUUCCUCUAUUCUCUGCCCUACGAGAAGUUGCACAAGGGUCAAAACUGGCGCAACUGUAUAUGGUUAGUGUUUAUUUAUAAGUUUAUAUAGGAUCAAACAUGAAUUUCACAGGAAUUGAAUAUUAUAACACAAAUGUAAUUUCCAUGUAUAUAUUUUUUUCUAUGAAUCAUUGCGCUUGGUGUAGUUACGUAACUAGGAUGGCGUGCGAGGGAAUUUUAGUUUAAUCUCAGAAAUAACAUUAAGGAGUUGACUUAUACUUAAGGAGAGAGGCGCUAGUUGAGGUGGUGUUCAUAUCAUUACGUUAAGGAGGUGUUAUGUUAUGUGUUCAAAUUGGCAUAAACGAUGAAACUAUUACUGUGAUAUUUUCCCGUAAUUGGUUAUAUUUAAAACUGUUUUAUGUGGGUGUGCUCGGGACCCAUUCUUACCAUCGACUUAAGCCCACGUAUAAUACCAUUGGUUAUGACUAAGGUGCUAUACAGUGAUGGGAAAGACAAGAUGAUGGUGACAUGAAUGUACUUGACACUCCCACACACCUCAUGGUAUUCAACUCAGAAAUACCAAUGUAUAUCUCCAAUAUAAAUAUUGUUUACUCUUGGUAAUAAAAGGUCUUUUCUUGUCAUUAAUUUUGAUUUAAAACUUAUAAUUUCUUUUUGUUUACAAGCUUUUGUUAAUCAAAUAUUAUUGAAAAAUAUAAUACGAUGAAUUGCUUUAAAAUGAAACUGUUAAUAGUUAUGAAUUUUAUAAUUAAAUUAUAUCAAACCUAUAAAUUAAAGUGAAAAUUUUCCCAAGUUGAAUGAUGACACAGUGACUUCUUUUCCUCCUCCACUGCACUACAAGGUGAGGAUAAUAAUGACAUAGAAAGUAGAGUUGUACUUUAUAGUUAAAUAUCACAACCUUUGGCCUCGAGGGGCUCUCAUAGGUGAUAUUUUACACUUGGUAAUAAUAAAACAAGUUGAAAGUGUUGAGGGGAUCACGAUAAGCCGUAGCUCAAGGCCUAAAAUAUAAGUCACCGCUGUAAAUCCUCUACACAGGUCGCUGACACAUCACUCAAAACGGCGCUAAAACUAUACUCGUAUUUAAGUGUUGCUCCGUUCUCGAACACAAUACUUCCCAGUCACUAAUACAGUUGUUCCAGUUAUUAACACAGAUGUUCAAAACACUAGCACUAUUGCAUCAGUCAAUAACACAAUCAUCCCCAGUCACUAACACAGUCAUCCCGGUCACUAACACCGCCCCAGUCAUUAUCACAGUCGCCCCAGUCACUAACACAGUCGCCCCAGUCACAAACACAGUCGCUCCAGUCACUAGCACAGUCGCCCCAGUCACCAACACAGUCGCCCCAGUACAGUAGCACAGUCGCCCCAGUC
Molecule: messenger RNA, 6280 nt
Organism: Homarus americanus (American lobster)
Lineage: Eukaryota; Metazoa; Arthropoda; Malacostraca; Decapoda; Nephropidae
Molecular function (GO): protein binding
Source: RefSeq, a predicted model, not a curated record